Archocentrus centrarchus (flier cichlid) is the source of this 5054-nucleotide messenger RNA. It is a transcript of the gene llgl2, whose product is annotated as LLGL scribble cell polarity complex component 2. Gene Ontology annotation, molecular function: GTPase activator activity; myosin II binding. Gene Ontology annotation, biological process: regulation of establishment or maintenance of cell polarity; cortical actin cytoskeleton organization; establishment of spindle orientation. The record is from RefSeq and is a predicted model, not a curated record. NCBI's taxonomy places the organism in Eukaryota, Metazoa, Chordata, Actinopteri, Cichliformes, Cichlidae. The transcript is spliced from 27 exons. Bases 348 to 3425 code for a protein of 1025 amino acids. Gene Ontology annotation, cellular component: cortical actin cytoskeleton; cytoplasm; plasma membrane.
CGGAGUUAGCAGAACAGUGAAGUUUAGCCUAGCAGGAAAUACUGAGGCUGCUAUCACAGCGGUGGAAAACAAAAACCAGCCAACCCAGUUUUAGUUCCUAAUAGGUUCUUAGAUGUGAGUCUCAACAAAAAGCCUGCCGCCUGGAUUCUGGGAAUACUCGCUUACGGUCUGGUUGCGUUUUUCUUGACUCUGGACGAAGGGGAGACCUCUUUGCAACUAAUACACCGGACACUGGCCGGAUUUGGAAUUUCUUUCACCGACUGUAAACGGUGGACGUCUAAGGAACGGCCGUUUGGAAUCAGCAAGCAUCAGUGGGCCUGCCGGCUCCACGCCGGUGUUGAGACAGGAUGAAGAGAUUCAGGCGGCAUGGUCAGGAGUCCCAGAGGGAUCGGCUCAAACAGGAACUCUUCCAGUUCAACAAGACAGUGGAGCACGGAUUCCCCCACCAGCCAAGCGCUCUGGGCUACAGUCCCUCCUUGAAGCUGCUGGCCAUUGGCACUCGCUCCGGGGCUAUCAAACUAUAUGGAGCUCCAGGUGUGGAGUUCAUGGGGCUACAUGACGAGAAUGCUGCUGUCACACAGGUGCACUUCAUGCCCCACCAGGUUGAGCUGGUGACUUUGCUGGAUGACAACAGUUUGCACAUGUGGACUUUAAGAGGUCACAAGGGGCUUUCAGAACUUCUGGAGAUAGGACGCUUCACACUGACUGGACCACCUGGUGCCCCUCCAAGUGUGACCAGAGUGACAGCAGUGCUGGCUCACUCCUCAGGUGAGCUGCUCCUGUUGGGGACAGAAGGAGGACAUGUAUUUGUAGUUGAAGUUCCAGGAUUCAGAGAGCUGGAAGAGAGGAACAUCAGCCUUGAGCAAGUUGCCAGCAGUGUACAUGAUGACUACAUAGGCCGCAGGAAUCUAGAACAUGUUGAGGCCUUACAGGAGAACCCAGUCAGUCCAAAUCAGGUCAUUAUUGGCUAUGGACGGGGUCUCAUGGUCAUCUGGGAUAUGGAGAAAAAGCUUGCUAUCCAGCACAUCCCUGGCACACAGCAACUGGAGAGCGUGUGUUGGACUGAGGACGGAAACUACAUUCUGAGUUCACACAGCGAUGGAAGCUAUUGUCGAUGGCUGGUGGGUGGAGAGGACAUGAAUGAGGAAGAGAAAUCAGACAUUCCUUACGGACAUUUCCCCUGCAAGGCCAUUUCUAAAAUAGUGCAGCUCCCUACAGAAGAAGGGCCUCCAUUCCUGCUGUUCAGUGGUGGUAUGCCCAGGGCCAGUUAUGGGGACAGACAUUGUAUCACAGUGAUCCACGGUAAAACACACGUGGCCUUGGACUUUACCUCCAGGAUCAUCGAUUUCUUCGUCAUCAGAGAUGGACCGCAGCACACCAACAGCAGGCCGCACACACCAACACACUCAGUGCAGAGAUGUGGAAGAAAAGGAGAAGUAGGAGAUCCUAGUGCACUGGUGGUCCUGGUCGAGGAGGAGCUGGUAGUGAUUGACCUGCAGACCAAGGGCUGGCCCAUCAUACAGACUCCUUACUUGGUCCCCCUUCAUAGCUCAGCCAUCACAUGUUCACAUCAUGUCUCCGCUAUUCCCCUCAAACUGUGGGAGAGGGUCCUCGCUGCUGGAAAGAAUCAGAAUACACACUACUCAAAAAAGCCGUGGCCAAUAACAGGUGGUCAGAACCUGGCCCCAGAUCCUCCACAGAGAGAUCUGCUGCUCACAGGGCACGAGGAUGGAACAGUUCGUUUCUGGGAUGCAUCAGGAGUCUGUCUCUAUCCCAUGUACAAGUUGAGCACAGCCGGAGUGUUCCACACAGACACUGACCCCAAUGACAAUAUGAACCAAGGCACUGAAGGAGAGUGGCCUCCAUUCAGAAAGGUUGGCUGUUUUGACCCCUACAGUGAUGACCCAAGGCUUGGCAUCCAAAAGAUCCAUCUCUGUAAAUAUAGUGGCUAUCUGACUGUAGCUGGUACAGCUGGACAGAUCCUGAUGCUAGAGCUGAAUGACGAGGCAGCAGAGCAGACUGUGGAGGCUAAAGUUGUGAAUUUACUGCAAGGCCAGGAGGGAUUUUGCUGGAAGGGCCACACUCAGCUGGACAUCCAUGAAGAGCCAGUGAUGUUCCCUCCAGGCUUCCAGCCCUUUGCUCUUGUCCAGUGUCAGCCUCCGGCUGUAGUCACUGCCCUUGUGCUGCACUCAGAGUGGAAGCUGGUAGCUUUUGGCACCAGCCAUGGCUUUGGGUUAUUUGACUACCAACAGAAGAACAAUGUCUUGAUCAAGUGCACACUAAACCCCAGUGAUCAGCUGGCCAUGGAGGGUCCUCUGUCCAGAGUGAAGAGCAUAAAGAAAUCACUGCGACAGUCAUUUAGACGAAUCAGACGCAGCAGAGUCUCUCUAAGAAAACAUCAUGUUAGCACUGCUACCAAGCUCCAAGAGGCAAAUGCACGUCUAGAGGCUGAAUUGGCUGAGAUGGAGCUGGCUCCCGUCCAGAGGAAAAUUGAGGCCCGCUCUUCAGAUGACUCCUUCACCGGCCUAGUACGGACACUCUACUUUGCAGACACCUUCCUCUCUGACAGUUCACAUCACACACCCUCCCUAUGGGCAGGGACCAAUGGUGGCUGUGUUUUUGUCUACAUGCUCCGCCUUCCUUCUGUAGAGCGCAGAGCAGAUGAGCCUCUCACAGCACAACUAGCCAAGGAGAUCCAGCUGAUGCACCGUGCUCCUGUUGUUGGUAUUGUGGUGCUUGAUGGUCAUGGGGCUCCACUCCCUGAGCCCCUGGAGGUGGCUCAUGAUCUGGCUCGUGCACCUGACAUGCAGGGCUCACACCACCUCCUGGUCAUAUCGGAGGAACAGUUUAAGGUUUUCACCCUGCCAAAAGUGAGUGCUAAGAUGAAGCUGAAGCUGACAGCAGUGGAUGGCUCCCGAGUGCGGAGGGUAGGCGUGGCCUGGUUUAGCAGUAAUCGGACAGAGGACUACAGCGAAAGUGGCUUGGUAGUCCUGACUAAUCAGGGCGACGUCCACGUGGUGUCACUGCCACAUGUCAAGAUGCAGGUACAGUACCCCUGCAUCCGCCGAGAGGACGUCAGUGGAAUCGCUUCUUGUGUUUUCACCAAGCACGGCCAAGGCUUCUACCUGAUCUCUCCAUCUGAGUUUGAACGCUUCUCUUUGUCAACCCGCUGUGUUGUGGAGCCUCGCUGUCUGGUAGAGGCUCCGUUUCAUUUGGGCUCCUCGAAGCAAUACCAGUCACAGCCAGAUGGAACUUCAUUCACUCAUCGAACCAAACAUGACAGUGGAGAUGCAGAAAGUACAGCUAAACAUGUUAUGGAGCAUGCUUUGCUGAAUGAUGAGAAAGUACUUCAGGAGAUCCAGAAGUCAUUAGAAGGAGAUCAAAUGUCAUUCCUGGAGAAUAAUGUGAAGAGUGCUGUAGCAUGAAGAGUGUGUCUCAAGAGUUGAGGUGAAAAGGGAACUGACACUGAUGUAUGUGAAGCGGACUACAGCAACAGAGCUUGCCUCCUGUCUAGCUGACACAACCACUACUGAUUCCUGACCCCUCUUCUCAGAGAUUGAACCAUCCCGCCGCUGACUCUACGCUGUCACAAGCCCCCUCAUAGAGACACACCAAUAGGCUCUUGGCAGAUGUGCUUUCUGAACAUCUAGGGCUUUGAAGACUCACUAACUGUGCAAAGAAUGUGAUGGAAAGACACCACAUGUGCCUAAGGACCAUACACUGUUGCCACAGCAGGGUCACACCCAUUUAACCCAAAGUUACAUGAGGCACAUUACUGGCAUGUGACCAAUGCCAUUUUCCUUCAAACCAGCCUUCUAUAUGUGCCACAGAAGCUACUUGUUGAAAAUGUUUGAUUUAAAUACACUUAUUCUUCUGACAGUGUUUAUCACUACCAGCUCAGAAUCUCUACUUUGACUUUGUUAUACAUCUUAUUGGCCUUCAUGUCCUAGAGAUAAAGAAGAAAGAAAUAUGGUGGGGUGAUUUUGAAUUUUGAAUAAUACUGAUCAAUAUUUUCUGUAGUAUAGAUUUGUGAUUUGUUGUAGGGAAGUCCAUUUUUGCCUGGAUAAACAUAACUAAAUUAUGUCCAAAAUUAUAAAAUGCUAGAUUAACAAUAAGAUGCUGUAAAAGUCAGAUGAGACACCAAGUAAAAACGACAAUAUUUUAACAUAAAAAAAAGUCACAGUACCAAAAAAAUAUAUAAAGUUAAAAAUGAAUUCAAAAGACUGACAAACUUUAAGUUAUUUUUAAUUAACCAGAAGUCAUAAACUGUUGAAUUUUUACAUUUCAUAUAUCACUUUUUUUUUAAACACAGAAGUAUAAAGUAACACAAGUUGUGCAUUUUUGCUCUUUAUAUAAAUCAGUUUUUUUUUUAAUCUCAUAAGUUCUGGUAAUAUUUUAUUAUAUAUUUUUUCAAAACUUUAAUUUUAAAUUUAGAUCUAAAAAUUUGGCACACUUAAUUUUUUUUUUUUUUUUUUUUAUUCUGGGAUUAAGGAGCUUCCAUAUUAUUCAUAAGAACACUCAAGGAAAAAUGUUCCGUAAUGGCCCAGAUGGAAAAAUUAUAUAGAGAAGAAAGUUUGUGUAUGCUGAACCACAGAGAUUUUUUUUUUUUUUUGGACUUAUUUAGUACCUUAGUAAUAGCAUUAUACAUUCUGCUAACACAGUCCUGCACCCUUCCCUCUAUUGUAGUUUAAAUGGGCCAUAAGUACUUCUGCACUACUGCUGUUAAUUUUUUUUUUCCCCUUGGGGAGAUUUAAUAUAGGUUUUAGUUUUAAUCAUUUUUAUUGCCAAUAAUGAAUACUGUAAUUUAGGAAUGUAAUUAUAAACUAUUGUAGUGAAAGCUUUCUAAUGUAUAUACGACUGUACCCGUGGGUCUGUUGUAAUUGGGGCUGGCUGCUAUUUAGAUCACACAAGGAAAUAUUUUGGUACUGUCUCUCACAAUGCUGGGUGUUUUAGCAUCAGUGUAGAAUAUAUUUUUGUAGUGAACUGAUUAAGAACCCAAAUUUUUUAGUAACUUCACACUACAAUUUUCUUGGAUAAAAUUGUUUUUCCCAAGA